CAGAAAAGCGCGUCGACAGUGUUGCCAGAAAGACGAAAGAUCCAGAUUUUUGUCAGAGGAACACGACUUAAUAUUGAGGAUCCAUGGCACGCUUGAUAUACUGCUGUAACAACAUAAUUUAAUGAUUCCGCCUCGGAACCAGCGGCACUCAGUAAAAAAAUAACAGACGAAAAAUUUUUUGAAUUGAGCAUCACCCUUCGAUUUAGAAGUCGAACGCAGAACAAAGUUUAAGUUUGUUUCUUUUUCCAAAAAACAAUUAGCGACAAGGAAAAUCAAAACCCUUUUGAGUAUCACAGCCAGCUCUUGUAGUACAAGGUAUUUUAAACACCUAGCACUCGUUUGAUAGAAGAAUUCCACAGAUCACCCUCGGGAAUAACAUUAUUCACGACCUGUUUAACACACCGCGACGACUCAUCAGUAAGCGACGGCCUAUCACAGUUGGGAGCAACGCCAGUACACGCGACGGCUCUGCCAAUAGAAGAAGAAACCGUAGUACAAAUUUGGAAUUAUCGGACAAACGGGAGGUUGUGUCGGUUGGCAAGAAGAGAAAUCUCGAUCUUAGUCUCCUUCUGCAGCCUUCAUAAUGGCGGGCAAAAGCGAAUACGAUCGCAGCGUCGGGACCUGGAGUCCAGCGGGCCGGCUUUUUCAGCUUGAGUACAUACAUAACCUUUCGACUCUUUCAGCUUGCGACUCUCGUCAUGAAGAAGAACAUGUAGACGCGUGUAAGAUUUUUGAUCCGUGGGUCGUGGUUUUGUAAUUUCGCAUGACAAUCUCAUUUUCGACACUUUCCUCACCCACAGGUACGCCAUCCAAGCCAUCAAACUGGGCACCACUGCGAUCGGCUUGGUUACAAAAGAGGGUGUGCUCCUUGUCGUGGAGAAGAAGCUAGCGAACUCCCUUAUCGUCCCCAAAACGAUCCAAAAAGUGUUCGAAAUUGACCAUCACGUCGGGUGCGCAACGGCGGGGCUGUUAGCGGACGCAAGGAUGCUCGUAGACCACGCGAGAAACGAGGCGCAGUCGCACUGGUUCACCUACAACGAACCACUCUCAAUUGAGUCCUGUGUGAAUGCGGUAGAAUUUUUAUGUGCUUUUGGUUACAUAGAGAAUUUCAACUCCUUUUUAUGUAUGCGCUAAUGCAAAUCUCACGACGGCAACCACCUCGGACCACGUUGCUAAUCAGAAUGGAUUACAAUUACUUAUAGCAAAACAAAAGACAUCCAUCUAACAACAGAUUGCUGACCUCGCCUUGGAUUUCGCCGAUGUCACUGAUGGAAGGAGAAAAAAAACCAUGAGCCGGCCAUUCGGCGUAGCCAUGCUUGUUGGCGGCGUAAAUGACGACGGAAAACCAGCACUGUGGGUCACGGAUCCGAGUGGAACGUAAGUGUUUUUUUUUGUUCAAAUGCAAUCUGAACCUUUUGGUGGAUACACGCACGACAUUCAUUCUGUGCGACUUGCACGCACACACGUAUGUUGCACUUGCGUUGCACACAAGAGCCCGGACAACGAGAAUGGUAUGCAUAGCAAAACUUGAUUUUCUGCAAAUUGACCUAUGUUUUUCAUUGUUUCAACAUUUACAUCACGAUUGCAGUUGCACCGAAUACACUGCCGCCGCGAUUGGCAGUGCGCAGGAAGGCGCGACAUCACUCCUGUCCGAGCAAUACAAAGCGGACAUGACUUUAGCAGAGGCGGAGAUCGUCGGAGUCGGAAUUCUCAGACAGGUACGAUGAGUGACCUCGUGCUGGUGCUAACUUUGUCAUGCAAGCCCGAGCUAGUCAAGCAUGGAGAUGAUGUGACGAAGACGAUUUGUCGUGCAUUAAUAUACACAUCAUAAUCACAUCAAGUGGAGCAACUGCGACAUUAUGAUUACAAUGAAAAAAUCAGAUGAUGGAGGAGAAAAUGACGACGACGAACAUUGAAGUCGCCAAGAUACCAACAUCAACGAAAAAGUACCAUCUUUAUUCCGCCGCCGAGAUCGAAUCCGUGAUCAACCGUUUGCCAGCGCCGUUGGAGUACUAGGUAGACGAACUACUUACAACACGCCGCCGCGGGAUCAGAAUUUUCUUGGCGACAUAACGUUGUCCUCGUGAAGCCCGCAUGUCGUUGUGGUCUACGUCUACUGAGAUGAAGAACCCAUCAACAUCAGAGGUUCUUCACGUGGUCGACUACAGAGCGACCAGACGGCCAUCCGUCCUGCAGAUCAUUGGAGGACGACAAGGAACUACAUACAGCUCGUGGAGGCGGAUGGUUCGUCGAUGUGAAAAGUGAUGAAAAUUCUGCCCGCAGGAUGAAGACGACUUUUACUUUUUCAAAACAACAAACCCAUCGAACAUGACUCGGAAAGAUCGUGAUUGCUUCCUUUACGGAAAGGAGCGAGCACCCGUGAAGAUGAGUGGAUGCCCGCGCGGCCCCACGCACCACCUUGAAGAGGGGCAGCUGUGAUCUGCAGGGGUCGGUUGGCGACGCCGAAGCCGUGCCUAGAUAAAGGCUGCUUCGUUCUCGACAUGUUGGCUCGCCUUGCGAUUGACCCGGAGUUCCUCGUUGUCCAAGUUUUUUUUUUCCUCAGAAAGAAAAA
This is a messenger RNA of Amoebophrya sp. A120, 2572 nucleotides long. Lineage: Eukaryota; Dinophyceae; Syndiniales; Amoebophryaceae. The record is from the annotation of a GenBank genome assembly.